AUGUCAAAAAACAAAACUAAGCGCGCCCGCCGCGAAGCCAAGCGGGAAGAAUCCCGCAAACUUGCCGCAUAUCGCCGCAAGACUACCGCCGCCGUGAAACCCUCAUCGAAGCUCCCCGCGCCGUCUUCCAAGAGGCAGAAACUUCAUCCCGCCAACACAAAUAACAAGCCAGUACAGCAGGCCUCCCAGCGUCGCGUGGUCCCGUUCGGCACAUACGAUAAUAUAUUACUAGUAGGCGAAGGCGACUUCAGCUUUGCGCGGAGCCUCGCGAUUGAGCAUGGCUGCGCAAACCUAACUGCGACGAGCUUUGACACCGAGGAGGAAGUGCGGGAGAAGUAUCCGAGUUUCGAGGCGGUGGAGGAAGAGUUAGGCAGACUUACGCCGCCCGUCCCGCUGGUACAUGGAAUCGAUGCGGCGAAAUUGCGCGGGUACAAGAGUCUGAGGACCGAAGAGCCAUGGGACACAAUCGCCUUUCAAUUCCCCCACACCGGCGGUCUCUCCACAGACGUAAACCGUCAGGUCCGUGCCAACCAAGCGCUCCUCGUAUCCUUCUUCAAGGCCUGUCUCUCGCAGAACAAGCCCUCUCACAAAGCUCCCGCAAGAGAGUUCCUGAAAAUAGGUGGCAGGGUUAUUGUCACGCUGUUUGAAGGUCCGCCAUACACGCUGUGGAAUGUUCGUGAUCUGGCGAGACACUCUGGUUUAAAGGUGGUGGAGAGCUUUAAGUUUGAUUGGGCCGACUACCCGGGGUAUAAGCAUGUGAGGACGCUUGGGGCGCUUGAGGGUGGUGGGGCGUGGAAAGGGGAGGAUAGGGAGGCGAGGAUGUAUAUUUUUGAGAAGGUUGCGGGGGAGAGCAGUGAGGGAGAGAAGAGAGGCGAAGAAGCUAAGGCGAGAGGGAAGAAGAGAGGUAGAGAGGAGAGCGACGGUGAUGAUGAUAGCGAGGAUUGA
Molecule: messenger RNA, 945 nt
Organism: Trematosphaeria pertusa
Lineage: Eukaryota; Fungi; Ascomycota; Dothideomycetes; Pleosporales; Trematosphaeriaceae
Exons: 1
Coding region: 1-945 (314 amino acids)
Biological process (GO): rRNA base methylation
Cellular component (GO): cytoplasm
Molecular function (GO): rRNA (uridine-N3-)-methyltransferase activity
Source: RefSeq, a predicted model, not a curated record